Molecule: messenger RNA, 6284 nt
Organism: Sardina pilchardus (European sardine)
Lineage: Eukaryota; Metazoa; Chordata; Actinopteri; Clupeiformes; Clupeidae
Gene: ino80
Product: INO80 complex ATPase subunit
Exons: 36
Coding region: 52-4959 (1635 amino acids)
Biological process (GO): DNA-templated transcription; DNA repair; chromatin remodeling
Cellular component (GO): nucleus; Ino80 complex
Molecular function (GO): ATP binding; ATP hydrolysis activity; histone binding
Source: RefSeq, a predicted model, not a curated record
UGUAAAUGUAUAGUUUAACACAUUUUCUGUACCAGCACCGUGUAAUGAAACAUGCUGUUAAAUCUCGGCGAGAACACGAUAGGAAAGGCAAUUUUAUCUGUUAUCGUUCAUUAUGCCUGUUCGUUUCUCUGUCCUCGCCAUGGCGCCGUGUCCCUGCUCUCUCAGUUACUGAAAGUGGCCGCCUCUCUUCUACUGCCGACCCUACGCUCUCAGAAUCACUCUGUACCCACAACCGCCAUUUUGGAGGCAGAGAGCGCAGAGUUGGCAGCAGCAGAGAUCGAACGAAAAAGGGGACACGGGGCCCAAGUAAGUGACUGUGCCCUAUAUGGACCGUUGUGCAUCUCUAUGGCCUCUCAGCAAGAUGAGACAGACCCCACAGCCUGCCCAAAGCUGGCCAAGCCAGUUCACAUGCAGUACCUGGAGCGGUCACUGAGACUGGAUUCCUUCUUGCAGCAAACAGCCAGUACGUUUAAUGGAGACAUUUCCAGUGAGGACAGUGAUGACUCUUUGGCGGAGGGGCCCUCUCUUUUGGCCUCAAACCCACACGCUCCUCUGCAGGCAAUCAAAGAAAAGCCUGCAGACCUCACAGAGAGUGGGAGAAGGACCAGGCUGACAGAAAGCAGCCCGAUGAAUGGAGCUGUGCUGUUAGAGCAAAACAAAGGCAGUUUGUACAAUUUUUCCAAGCUGAAGAAGAGCAGAAAGUGGUUGAAGGGCAUUCUCUUAGGUGACGAAUCCGAUUCAGAGUCUGACUUGAGUGAUUCAGACUUCUCUUUGUCCCAUGAAGAGCUACAAGACAUGCUGCGGCUCCACAAACUCACCAAACUCCAUCAGAGCAGGUUUCAUUCAGACCGUGAGCUGCAGCAGUAUCAGUAUUACAGUACAGGUCUUCUCUCCUCCCAUGACCCCUUCUAUGAACAACAGCGACAACUAUAUGGGCCAAAGAAGAAGAAGUUCAAGGAGGAAAAGAAAUCAAAACUGAAAAAGGUAAAGAAGAAGAAGAAAAGGGGUGAUGACUUCUGUGCAGAAGGACGGCCAUAUGUCACCAAAAUCUUUGCCAAGUUUACUCAUGAUAUUCCUCUUCCCUUGUCCAAGAAGAAGCACUUAACCAUUGAGCAACUAAAUGCAAGGAGACGAAAAGUCUGGCUUACCAUUGCAAAAAAAGAGAAUCCAAAGGCAUUUAAACAGAAAGCAUCAGCGAAAAACUUUGUUCUGUCUAAUGCCAAAAAGUUGGCACACCAGUGCAUGCGUGAGGUACGUCGCGCUGCUAUCCAGGCCCAAAAGAACUGCAAAGAGACUCUGCCACGUGCCCGCCGGCUCACCAAGGAGAUGUUGCUCUACUGGAAGAAAUAUGAGAAGGUUGAGAAGGAGCACCGUAAGCGUGCCGAGAAAGAAGCUCUUGAACAGCGCAGGUUGGAUGAGGAGAUGAAAGAGGCAAAGAGACAGCAGAGAAAGCUGAACUUCCUCAUCACACAGACGGAGCUAUAUGCUCACUUUAUUGGUAGCAAACAGAACCUGGCAGGAGGGCACAGCACCCAGGAUGAGAUCCUGAAGAAACUAGAGGACAAGACUUCCCAGAGGCAGAUUGAUAUUGGUGGAGGGGUCAUCGUGAACAUGGGCCAGGAGGAUUAUGACUGUGAAUACUACAAGGCACAGGCUCUGAGAAAUGCCAAAGAGGCCUAUCAGAUCCACCAGACCAGGACCAGAUUAUUUGAUGAGGAGGCAAAGGACAGUCGAUGUGCUUCUCUCCAUGUGGCCAGCGUAUCUGGGUCAGGAUUUGGAGAAAGCUAUAGCUUGGCCAACCCAUCGAUUCGUGCAGAGGAAGACAUUCCACAGCCCACUAUUUUCAAUGGAAAGCUGAAGGGCUAUCAGCUGAAAGGCAUGAACUGGCUAGCUAACCUCUAUGAGCAGGGCAUCAAUGGCAUUCUUGCAGACGAGAUGGGUCUAGGCAAAACAGUCCAGAGCAUUGCUCUGCUGGCUCACCUUGCAGAGCGUGACAACAUUUGGGGACCAUUCCUCAUCAUUUCACCUGCUUCAACUCUUAACAAUUGGCACCAGGAAUUCUCUCGUUUUGUGCCUAAAUUCAAGGUUUUGCCAUACUGGGGUAAUCCCCAUGACCGAAAAGUCAUUAGGAAGUUCUGGAGCCAGAAAACUCUGUACACCCAGGACGCCCCCUUCCACGUUGUCAUUACAAGCUACCAACUUGUGGUACAAGAUGUGAAGUAUUUCCAGCGAGUGAAGUGGCAGUACAUGGUUCUGGAUGAGGCCCAGGCCUUAAAGAGCAGCACCAGUGUAAGAUGGAAGAUACUUUUACAGUUCCAGUGCAGAAAUAGACUUUUACUCACAGGAACUCCCAUUCAGAACACAAUGGCUGAGCUCUGGGCCCUUCUUCAUUUCAUCAUGCCCACUUUGUUUGACUCACAUGAGGAAUUCAAUGAGUGGUUCUCAAAAGACAUCGAAAGCCACGCAGAGAAUAAGUCUGCCAUCGAUGAGAACCAGCUCUCCAGACUUCACAUGAUUCUCAAACCAUUCAUGCUUCGACGAAUCAAGAAGGAUGUGGAAAAUGAGUUGUCGGAUAAGAUUGAGAUCCUGACAUAUUGCCAGCUAACCAGUAGACAGCGUCUCCUGUACCAAGCUCUCAAGAAUAAGAUCUCCAUAGAAGACCUGCUGCAGUCAUCUAUGGGAUCCUCUCAGCAGGCUCACAACACUACUAGCAGCCUCAUGAAUCUUGUCAUGCAGUUCAGGAAGGUGUGUAAUCAUCCAGACCUGUUUGAGAGGCAAGAGACACGCUCACCUUUUCACAUGACUCUCAAACCUUUCCGAAUUUCUAAGUUCAUGUACCGACAAGGCCUUCUACAGACAACAAACCAGAACAGGAUUAAGUUGCUUCAGGUUUUGCUUUCUCCAUUCUCUCCACAUUACAUUCAGCAGUCCCUGUUUCACAGAAAUAGUGACGAUGAGCGAAGUUGCUUUUCGUUCCUGCGUUUCAUCGAUGUCUCCCCAUCUGAGAUGUCCAGCAUCAUGCUGCAGGGCAGUCUAAUUCGAUGGUUAGCGAUAGCUCUGUCGCUGAAAUACUCCUACCGGCUCUACAUGCGACGACUGUGGGCCAUGGAGAACCAGGAUCAGAAUGAGAAGCUUAACACAAAAGAUAUGAUACUGUGGCUCAACACACCAACCUCUUUCCCAAGCACACAUUAUAGUCCUGUCCUUCAGGAUUUGGUGUUCACCAGGCAUCAGCAAGGGUUGUUGACACCUGUGGAUGUACCUGGCCUUAGGGAACUUUCUUCAACUCCUGCUCUAAGUCCAUGCCAGCCGUAUGAAUUACCUAAAUUUCUCCUUGCUGUUGUGCCAAGGGUGACAGCGCCUCCAAUGGAGCGCUACUGUGAUGACCGCAGUGCUGAGUAUGAAGGGCGUCUAAUGCGGGCUGGAAGUUGUCAAACUGCUAAGCAAUGCAUUCUGUAUGGAUCACCAGAGCUAGCCUCUUCCUGGGCUUCUCGAUCCCAGGUCUUCCAUACAGAAUAUCUUGGUGGAGUGAUGGCACAAUACCCCAGACAUGGAUGGUCUUUCAUUAGGAUACCAGACAAAGAGACUCUAAUUACACACAGUGGCAAGUUACAUACCUUGGAUAAGUUGCUCAGCAAGCUGAAGGCUCAAGGACAUCGCAUUCUCAUAUACUCUCAGAUGACUCGAAUGAUUGACUUGCUGGAGGAGUAUAUGGUUUACCGGAAGCACACAUACAUGCGUCUGGAUGGUUCAUCCAAGAUUUCAGAACGACGAGAUAUGGUUGCUGACUUUCAAAGCAGGACGGAUAUUUUUGUCUUUCUCCUUAGCACAAGAGCAGGAGGUCUAGGCAUUAACCUCACAGCAGCUGAUACAGUGAUAUUUUACGAUAGUGACUGGAAUCCCACUGUGGACCAACAGGCUAUGGACCGGGCUCACCGGCUUGGUCAGACUAAGCAGGUCACUGUAUAUCGCCUUAUUUGCAAAGGCACCAUUGAGGAGCGCAUCUUACAGAGAGCCAAAGAGAAGAGUGAGAUCCAGAGAAUGGUGAUAUCUGGAGGAAACUUCAAGCCAGAUACACUCAAGCCUAAAGAGGUGGUCGGCCUACUUCUGGAUGAUGAGGAACUGGAAAAAAAGUUGCGUCUGAGGCAAGAAGAGAAGCGACAACAGGAAGAGAGCAGUAAAGUAAAGGACCGCAAACGGAAACGGGAAAAAUAUGCUGAGAGGAGGAAAAAGGAAGAUGAGGUGGAUGUCAAAAGGAGAAAGGAAGGAGUGAACCUCGUUAUCCCCUGCGCUCCCUCAGCAGACAAUUCCAAUUUAUCAGCAGACGGAGAUGACUCCUUCAUGAGCUUGGAUAUGGACUCAACAAUGCCCAGCCCUUUUAGUGAGAUCUCGUUGAGCAGUGAGUUGCAGCCAGGCUCCAUUGCCCCAGAUGAGAGCAGUAACGACAUGCUGGUGAUUGUGGAUGAACCAGUGUCCUCUGCACCACAGUCCCGUGCCACAAAUUCGCCUGCCUCAGUCACUGGCACAGAAAACACAAACGGAGUUUCGUCUCAGGAGAUGUCCACUUCAGGCAAGGGGAAAGGUGGCCGGAGUCGUGGACGGCCGAAAGGGUCAGGAGGGAUUGGGAAAUCCUCUGUGAAAGGCCGAGGACGCAAAUCAACAGCUGGCAGUGCAGCAGCAAUGGCAGGGGCUAUGGCAGGAGCAGCAGCGGCUUCAGCAGCUGCAUAUGCUGCAUAUGGGUUCAGUGUGUCCAAAGGUCUUACCUCAUCAGGCCCUCUACCGCCCUCAUUGACCAGGACUUCAGCCAUGCCAUGCACUCCUACAAGUAAUGCCUCCUCUGUUGUAACCAAGACUGGCACAAUUUCUCUUGGCCCACAGCAUGCAUCACACAGUAGCUCUCAUAUCCAUCACAACUCUGCUAAGAAAGGCAAAGGGGCCAGUGGCUCAUCUCAACAAUAGGCAGAGCAUGACGAAAUGCAGUGGACUGCAACUAAAGUUACCUGUUAAUAUGAUUCUUCAGAUGUCUAUAUCUGAAAGUUGACUCAAAUCUGUUCUUGGAAAAACUGUUUAGGGAUUGUCGAAAACCAGAUUCACUCUUCUCAGCAAAGCUUGUCCACUUGGGUGGGUGGACCCAAAAACACCAGCUCAACUCUGAGGGCUAUAUUUAGUAUCACAACACCGCUGCUUAUAUUUCUGUAUUGGUGUAAAAUAUUCAAAAAUGUUCAGAUAUGCAUGCAAUGCAGGACCAAUCAGGAGUCAAAAAGAGAAUCAAUGCGGAGCAAUUUGGCAUAAGAAGUGCACUACACAAAAAAUUUAACAUUAGGUUUUUAUAGAAUAUGUUGAAUAUUUGGUUGAUGUAAAAUUAACACCAGCCCAAGAUGUUUUAGAAAAGGGCUCAGUUGUACAUGAUCAUAAAAACAGUUUUAAGGUGUCCCUAUAGAUCUGUUGUUUCUUUUUCCUCAGCCAUUUAAAUAUUUAUCCUUCUUUCAAUGAUCACUUACAACCUCUGGUGCAUUCUGUUACUCAUAUUUCUUCCUGUUUCAAUUCCGUUUCCAGUUCAUGUUUCAUACUUAAACUUAUUUUAACUGAACUUUUGUCAGGUGUAUUAAAAAUGGAAUGUCCUGUCUGUCUUCCCCAUACAUUUCCUGAAUCAAUACGUCAAUGAUACUCAUUAAAGCCCUGAAAAAGACUUAUUAGGAAAGACUGCUUUUACAGCCCUUCAUUGUGAAGAUAAAAUGUGUUGUGAUACCAGCAUCAACUAUUUAAGUACUAAACAACUGUUUCUGCAAAUACAGAAUUACAAUUAUUUUAUAGGAUUAAAAGAAUUGCAGGAAAAAAUGUUAAUAGCUGCUUGAUCAGUUAUUUAACUGAUUGUAAUAACUUAAACUUGAUGUACAAUGUAUGAUAUGUUUAUUGUUUAAAUUAUGAAUAUAAUUGCAUUGAAACCAUGUUUUUUUUUUAAUGUGUGAUCAUUUUUCUGCGUCACCUUAUCGUGUGUUAUGUAAAAAAUGUUAGAUAACAUGUUCUCUUUCAGUCCUCUUGCUUACCUCCGUUCACUGCCAGUAUUUUUAUGACUGUAAAAACUGCACCCCAGUCCUAUUACUUUAAGAGAUUUAUGCCAGUGCGUUGCAUUUUAAGUAUGGCACUGGGUAGACAAGAUUACACACUAUUACCCCUACAUUUGUAGGGGGGGGGGUUCUCUGUUGUUAUUGCCGAAGUUUUUUUUUUAUUAAAACCUUGGCUCAGACUUGUAAUUUGAUAUUAAACUUGCCCAUCUGAGACAA